Molecule: messenger RNA, 1017 nt
Organism: Guillardia theta CCMP2712
Lineage: Eukaryota; Cryptophyceae; Pyrenomonadales; Geminigeraceae
Exons: 13
Coding region: 1-1017 (338 amino acids)
Biological process (GO): GPI anchor biosynthetic process
Cellular component (GO): mannosyltransferase complex; endoplasmic reticulum membrane
Molecular function (GO): alpha-1,6-mannosyltransferase activity; GPI mannosyltransferase activity
Source: RefSeq, a predicted model, not a curated record
AUGGCGUUGGAAACUUGGAAGCUGCUACGUGUGACCUUCGCUGUGCGCGCAGUACAGAUCCUGAUCUCUGUGCCCAUGCUAGACGAACAACUCGGAUCGCUGACAGAUGCCCUUAGAAGGCUCGAAGUGGCUCUGAAGCAUGCAAAGGGCGUCGCCGAGCAUGGCUACGUGUAUGAACACAAUCAUGCCUUCUACCCUGCCGUCCCGUUCGUUGCCUCCUGGAUAUCCAAGUUAGGAGUCGUUGUCAUGCAUUUCUUGUCUCUUAAGGUGCUUCGAUCAGAGAGUGACGCUAGGAAUGCAGCAGUCUUCUUCAUACUGCAAGUAUGUUGGUUCAAACCAGGUUGCCACUCUGCUCAUCUUCAACCUACUCCCCGAUUGUCGCUGAGGAAGUUGGCGUGCGCAUCGAGACAGGGGCAGUUGCACUGGGCAAGGAUGCUCAUGGGAGCUUUCUCGCUAGUCCUGCAGUGCGGAGUUGUGGUAUCAGGCCACCUUGCUUUCUCUCUGUUCGGGAACCUCCUUUACUGUAAGAGCGACUUCGCAAUCCUCUCUGCUCUCCAGCACAACUUCCGCCCCCAUCCCCCUCAAGAUCCUCGUCCCUGGUGCAACCAGCUCGGUCCCUACAGAUUCGUCCAGCAGACGUACUGGGGUGUGGGUUUCCUGGAAUAUUUCGAGUUCAAUCUCUACGAAGUUCUAUCGGGGAGUUCAGGAGGUACGACAGGGAAAAGCAGGAAGGCGCUAGGAACAAGCUCGGGGCUGAAUCUCGACACUUUACCAUAUGUUGCUCACGCUGCGUUCUUGGCGAUCUUUGCCUUCUUCUUCAUCAACGUCCAGGUCUCUACUCGACUGCUCUGCUCUUCAUGCCCUUCAGUCUUCUGGUUCUUAGCAGCGUUGACCCAUCGAUCUCAGGUAGCGAAGGAUCCUCUUGCAAGGAAGCUCGUUGCGAUCUACUGCUGUUUCUUCUCGAUCUAUGCCAGCAUCGGCUGCGUCCUGUUUUCCACCUUCCUUCCAUGGACAUGA